This is a messenger RNA of Varanus komodoensis (Komodo dragon), 3405 nucleotides long. It is a transcript of the gene TUBGCP2, whose product is annotated as tubulin gamma complex associated protein 2. The record is from RefSeq and is a predicted model, not a curated record. Gene Ontology annotation, molecular function: microtubule minus-end binding; gamma-tubulin binding. The coding region runs from base 16 to 2721 and encodes 901 amino acids. NCBI's taxonomy places the organism in Eukaryota, Metazoa, Chordata, Lepidosauria, Squamata, Varanidae. Gene Ontology annotation, cellular component: centrosome; gamma-tubulin small complex; spindle pole. The transcript has 17 exons. Gene Ontology annotation, biological process: meiotic cell cycle; cytoplasmic microtubule organization; spindle assembly.
CGGCCCGCGGGCGGGAUGAGCGAGUUCCGCAUCCACCACGACGUGAGCGAGCUGCUGAGCCUGCUGCGGGUGCGGGGCGGCGAGGGCGCCGAGGCCUACACCGAGCUGCUGCAGAGGAACCGCGCGCCCUACCUCACGACCACCGCCUCCGCCCUCGCGGCCAAGGUGAAGAUCGCGGAGUUCUCUCGGACGCCGGAGGAUUUCCUGAACAAGUACGAUGAGCUGAAAUCGAAGAACACGCGGCACCUGGACCCCCUGGUGUACCUGCUUUCCAAGCUCACCGAGGACAAGGAAACCCUACAGUAUUUGCAGCAGAAUGCCAAAGAAAGGGCAGAGCAUGCUGUAAACUCCACUGCUAGCAGCAGCAACAGCAACCUCACUUUCCCCAUCCCUUCAACAACACCCAAAAUGACUGUUCAGGAGCUUGAGGAGUUGCGGAAGCAGCUGGGCACUGUGACGACCAGUUCUAGCACACAACAGCCUCUUGAACUUGUACGAAAAACACUCAGAGAAAAGCAGAGCAAAAAGAAUUCUGGCCAGCCCAUUCCAUCAUUUCCCACCUGGGUAUAUGAGAGACCUGCCCUCAUUGGAGAUUUUCUCACAACCUCCAGUUUAAGCACGGAUACAGCUAUGCCAAUAGGAACAUUACCAUUGGCAGCUCAAGAGCCUGCAGUAGUGGAGGACUUGCUGUACGUUUUGAUUGGGGUGGAUGGCAGAUAUAUCACCGCACAGCCGCUGGCGGGCAGAGAGAACCGGGCUUUUUUAGUGGAUCCUAAUUUGGAUAUGUCGGUCAAAGAGCUGGUCACCAGGAUCCUCCCUGUUGCUGCGAGUUAUUCCACAGUUACCAGGUUCAUAGAAGAGAAAUCUUCCUUUGAAUAUGGGCAGGUGAAUCAUGCUCUUGCGGCAGCCAUGAGGACCCUCAUUAAGGAGUACAUGAUCCUGAUCACCCAGCUAGAGCACCUCCAGCGACAAGGGCUUUUGUCCCUGCAGAAGCUCUGGUUUUACAUCCAGCCCACAAUGAGGACCAUGGAGAUCCUAGCCUCUCUCGCCACGUCUGUAGACAAAGGCGAGUGUAUGGGAGGAUCAACACUCAGCUUGCUCCAUGACAAAACCUUCAACUACACCGGGGACAGCCAGGCCCAAGAGCUGUGCCUCUACUUGACCAAGGCUGCCAGCGUCCCUUACUUCGAGAUUCUGGAGAAGUGGAUUUAUAGGGGCAUCAUCAACGAUCCCUAUAGUGAGUUCAUGGUGGAAGAGCAUGAACUACAAAAAGAAAAGAUCCAGGAGGACUACAAUGAUAAGUACUGGGACCAGAGAUACACUGUUGUUCAGGUCCAGAUCCCCUCCUUUCUCCAGAAGAUUGCAGACAAAAUCCUUAGCACAGGGAAGUAUUUAAAUGUUGUGCGGGAGUGCGGCCAUGACGUGACCUGCCCUUUGGCAAAAGAAGUUAUCUAUACUUUGAAGGAGCGUGAAUAUGUGGAGCAAAUAGAGAAGGCCUAUAAUUAUGCCAGCAAAGUCCUGCUCGAUUUCCUCAUGGAAGAAAAAGAACUUGUGGCCCGAUUAAGGUCCAUCAAGCAUUACUUCCUUAUGGACCAGGGUGAUUUCUACGUCCAUUUCAUGGACCUCACUGAAGAAGAACUGAAAAAACCAGUGGAUGACAUCAUUCCUACAAGACUGGAGGCUCUGCUUGAGUUAGCCUUGCGCAUGAGCACAGCUAACACAGACCCAUUCAAAGAUGACUUAAAGGUUGACUUGAUGCCCCAUGACCUCAUUACACAACUUUUGCGGGUUCUGGCCAUUGAAACAAAACAAGAAAAGGCCAUAAUCAGUGUUGACCCAACAGAACUUGCUCUCAGCGGCCUGGAAGCAUUUUCAUUUGAUUACAUCGUUAAGUGGCCGCUAUCACUCAUCAUCAACAGGAAAGCCUUAACACGGUACCAGAUGCUUUUCAGACACAUGUUUUACUGCAAGCAUGUGGAGCGACAGCUGUGCAACGUGUGGCUCAGCAGCAAAGCAGCCAAGCAGUACUCACUGCAUUCAUCAAAAUGGUUUGCUGGUGCUUUUACACUUCGUCAGAGAAUGCUCAAUUUUGUGCAGAAUAUUCAGUACUACAUGAUGUUUGAAGUGAUGGAGCCAACAUGGCAUAUCCUGGAGAAGAAUCUGAAGUCGGCCUCCAAUAUAGAUGAUGUCUUGAGUCACCACACAAGCUUCCUGGACAAUUGUCUGAAGGACUGCAUGCUCACCAAUCCGGAACUGCUGAAGAUCUUCUCCAAGAUGAUGUCUGUCUGUGUCAUGUUCACCAACUGCAUGCAGCGCUUCUCCCACAGCAUGAAGCUGGACAAUGAACUAGGCCGUCUAACCGUGGAGCAUGGGACCAUGCGGGGCCCGCCAACAGAGCAGGAGCGUGUAGAGGAAUCGACUCGGAAGCAGCUCGCAAACAAGCUUUUAGCUGAGCAUGCAGAUUCCUUGCAUGUAUCCUCUGGCUUCGAGGCAACUAUCAACAAGUUUGACAGCAAUUUCUCAGCACAUCUCCUGGACCUGCUGGACAAACUGAGCAUUUACAGCACCAAUGAUUGUGAGCACAGCAUGAUCAACAUUAUCUACAGAUUGGACUUCAAUGGCUUCUAUACGGAACGGCUGGAGCACCUGUCUGCAGAGCGGAGCCAGAAAGCGGUGUCUCACCCAGCCCCUCCCAGGAUCGCUGUCGCAGCUGCUCACUGAAGGAAGGGCACCGCACAGCCAGCACAGACCUGCAGCACACAGGCAUUGUGGCUGCUCCUGGGUUAACCUCUGUACGACACAAAACUGUGGAUUGUGUGGUUCUGUGUGUGAUACUUAAAAACAUUAAAGCUGUGUAGUCUAAAGCUACAUGGGCAGCUCAGUUCAGCUGAGAAACAGGGUAACUCCGGGGCAGGUAGUGUAUGGUGCUUAGAAUAACAGAGUGCCUUUAUUUCAAAAGUAUAAAGUGACAAAAGCCCUCAUGGGCCAGGAUUGUGGCCACAGACACAAUGGAAAGAGAACAUUACUGCCGCACCAGUCCUGAACCCCUAAGCAAUAUGGUCUUAGGAAAUGUAUGCGCUUAAAUCUAAAGUAUGCCAAAACUAUUUGGCAGUAAGUGUAUCAAUCUCCUCAGCAACCAAGGGAACAUCCCAGCAAAAGAACUUGAGGAGCCGUCUGUCCACCAUGGCUCAACAAAAUGCUUCUAAACUUGUAGAAGGGAGAAGUUUGUUUACAGGAUAUCUUUAAUUGCAAGGUAUUAGGCUGUAAUUCAUGCCUGAUAUAGAUUUUCCCCACUGAUGGUUGAAACACAUUUGGAAAAGUGCUUUAUAAAUGUACAUCUUCUCCAAAAAACUAUUUGUAAGGUGUAUAUAAAUGGCAUUAAAGUACUGCUAACCAAAAAAAUAA